This is a messenger RNA of Somion occarium, 1466 nucleotides long. NCBI's taxonomy places the organism in Eukaryota, Fungi, Basidiomycota, Agaricomycetes, Polyporales, Cerrenaceae. The record is from the annotation of a GenBank genome assembly.
UUGGGACUGUGAGAAGAAUCGAAGGGUGUUGAUGACCGUGUUUGAGUCUGUUUGGCAGGGCCGUCUGUGAUAUCUCCCGAUUGGGAUAUACCUGCUCACCCACUUACGACAAUGACCUCCUCGUCUCAAUUGCUGAUACCUCUCCAUGUUCGCUACAUUCAAUCUCUGGGCGAGAACAAGGAUGAUCUCACCUAUCAUUUGACUGCGCAUUUGCGAAUGAAUGCAGUAUAUUGGGGACUGACAGCCUUGUGUAUUAUGGAUCACAAAGAUGCAUUGAGCAAGGACGAGACCAUUGAGUACGUUAUGAGCUGCUGGGUCGACGAGGCAGGUGCAUUCGGCCCACAUCCUGACCAUGAUCCUCAUCUGUUACCAACACUGAGUGCGAUCCAAAUUUUGGUUAUUCACGAUGCACUGGAUCGCAUUGACGUACCUCGGGUGACCAAAUUCAUUUUGUCCUUACAACAACCAUCGGGCGUCUUCGCUGGUGACCAGUUUGGCGAGAUCGAUACACGAUUCCUUUACUCUGCUGUAAAUGCUCUCUCGUUGCUAGAUCAACUCCACCAACUCGACGUCGAGAAGACUGUUUCGUAUAUCAAACAGUGUAAGAAUUUCGACGGAGGGUUUGGGGCAGUAAUUGGUGCGGAGAGUCAUGCUGCACAAGUCUGGGUCUGUACAGCUGCACUUGCGAUCCUUGAUCGACUCGAUGUGAUAGAUCAAGACACACUAGCGUGGUGGCUUGCCGAGAGACAACUUCCAAACGGAGGUUUAAAUGGCCGACCUCAGAAACUAGAAGAUGUCUGCUACAGUUUCUGGGUUCUGUCGUCACUAUCGGUCCUUCGGAAGGUAUCAUGGAUUGAUGCGGAUAAGCUCACUUCAUUCAUUCUCUCCGCUCAGGACACGGAGAACGGUGGCAUUGCCGAUAGACCUGGUGACCUGCCUGAUGUUUUCCAUACUAUCUUUGGUGUAGCCGGACUGUCGCUUCUCGGAUAUCCGGGCUUAGUUGAUAUUGACCCAGUGUACUGCAUGCCUGCAAACCUUAUAGAGUCAAAAGGCCUGCGAAAAGGAUGGGAAGCCUUACCGAGGAAAGCCAGUUAAUAACCUUGCUGUUCUACUUGAUGUCUGUCAUCGCACGCACCUAUCGCGUGUGAAUUUGCUACUUCUCCACAGUGACAAUUGGAAGGCUUAAAUCUGACCCGGCUCCUUAGGAACAUGCUGCUCCCCCUAAUCCACCUUGGGGAGCGCCAAGUCUUGUUCCUGGACCGCAAACGGCAAACAGCAGUCCAUAUUUCUAUAAAUAGACUGGUAUGUAUGUCAUCGAAAAGUUAUUACACAGCUGCGCGUUUCCUAUAGGCAUUGUGACGAUUUUAACGUCGUAUGAAAGUUUUGACUGGAGCUCCUUGUCAGUUGCCCGUAGAUUACUCCAUCAUAGCUGUCAUGACGCACUGAUAAGUUAUUGCAAGUCAAUG